Messenger RNA from Protopolystoma xenopodis, 204 nucleotides. The record is from the annotation of a GenBank genome assembly. NCBI's taxonomy places the organism in Eukaryota, Metazoa, Platyhelminthes, Monogenea, Polystomatidea, Polystomatidae.
GAAGAAUUGUCUGCUGAAGUGUUCCAAAUCAAUGAGAGCGAAUGGUCUCUGCUCCCUGACAUGAAUCACUCACACCAUGGGCAUGUAGCCCUAACUUUAGCUGGAUGUAUCUACGCCAUUGGUGGAUUCGAGUCUGAGCUCGUGGAAUACUUUGAUCCUGACAAGUCUACCUGGACUAGCGUCUCGGCAAUGGCCCAUAAGUAA